Chrysochloris asiatica (Cape golden mole) is the source of this 1503-nucleotide messenger RNA. It is a transcript of the gene KCNG4, whose product is annotated as potassium voltage-gated channel, subfamily G, member 4. Gene Ontology annotation, molecular function: delayed rectifier potassium channel activity. Gene Ontology annotation, biological process: potassium ion transmembrane transport; protein homooligomerization. Gene Ontology annotation, cellular component: membrane; voltage-gated potassium channel complex. NCBI's taxonomy places the organism in Eukaryota, Metazoa, Chordata, Mammalia, Afrosoricida, Chrysochloridae. Bases 1 to 1503 code for a protein of 500 amino acids. The transcript is spliced from 2 exons. The record is from RefSeq and is a predicted model, not a curated record.
AUGUCCAUGCCCUCCCGAGACCAUCCCUACGGUUCCUGCAGCCCCCUGAGUCCGCUUCUGCCUGGCACCGUGGAGCAGCCGCCACCCACCAAGGGCCUAUACUACCGCAGGGUCCGGAAGGUGGGCACCCCGGGCACGUCCCCUGCAGCUGACCUCAAGAAGGAGAUCCUGGUCAACGUUGGCGGCCGGCGGUACCUGCUUCCUUGGAGCACGCUGGACGAGUUUCCCCUGAGCCGUCUGAGCCAGCUCAAGUCCUGCCGCAACUCCGAGGAGAUCACGCAGCUCUGUGACGAUUACGAUGAGGCCAGCCAGGAGUUCUUCUUCGACAGGAGCCCCAGCGCUUUCGGGGUAAUCGUGAGCUUCCUGGCGGCCGGCAAACUCGUCCUGCUGCGGGAGAUGUGCGCCCUGUCCUUCCAGGAGGAGCUCACCUACUGGGGCAUCCAGGAGGCCAGGCUGGAGCGCUGCUGCCUGCGGAAGCUACUACAGAAACUAGAGGAACUGUCAGAGCUGCGCCGGGCGGACGAGCUGCAGGAGCAACCGGAGGCCGCCGGGCCUGCCCAGGACCCCUCGCGCUGGGGGCUCCUCAUGGACCGACUGCGGGAGAUGGUGGACAACCCGCAGUCUGGGCUCCCGGGCAAGGUCUUCGCCUGCCUCUCCAUCCUCUUUGUGGCCACCACGGCAGUCAGCCUGUGCAUCAGCACCAUGCCCGACCUGAGGGCCGAGGAGGAUAAGGGUGAAUGCUCUCAAAAGUGUUACUACAUCUUCAUCGUGGAGACCAUCUGCGUGGCCUGGUUCUCCCUGGAGUUAUGCCUGAGGUUUGUCCAAGCCCGUAACAAGUGCCAGUUCUUCCAAGGGCCCCUGAACAUCAUUGACAUCCUGGCCAUUUCCCCAUACUACGUGUCGCUCGUGGUGUCUGAGGAGCCCCAGGACAACAGUGAGAAGACCAGCGGCAGCUCCUACCUGGAGAAGGUGGGGCUGGUACUACGCGUGCUGAGGGCGCUGCGCAUCCUAUACGUGAUGCGCCUGGCACGACAUUCACUGGGGCUGCAGACGCUGGGGCUCACCGUGCGCCGCUGUACCCGCGAGUUCGGCCUGCUCCUCCUCUUCCUGUGCGUGGCCGUCACGCUCUUCUCCCCUCUGGUCUACGUAGCUGAGAACGAGUCCGGGCGCGUGCUGGAGUUCACCAGUAUCCCGGCCUCCUAUUGGUGGGCCAUCAUCUCCAUGACGACGGUAGGCUAUGGAGAUAUGGUCCCCUGCAGUGUACCCGGCCAGAUGGUGGCCCUCAGCAGCAUCCUCAGCGGGAUCCUCAUCAUGGCUUUCCCAGCCACAUCGAUCUUCCACACCUUCUCCCACUCCUACUUGGAGCUCAAAAAGGAACAAGAGCAGAUACAAGCCCGCCUGCGACGCCUCCAGAACACCAACAGCACCAGUAAACACAACCUUCUGAAUGACGUGGACGACCUGGUCCAGGAAAAGACCACCUCGCCCAUCAAGUACCUUUAA